CGGUGAAUGUUGCGAGUUGGGGAAGAGGAAGCGGAGCUGUCCCUGUUUGUCUCUAUAGCGGAGCUUGGUGCCUUACUCUCUGAUAAUGGCUUAUCCUGGAUAUGGGGCGCAAUUUCCUCAGUAUGGUGGUGCACCCGGAGCACCUGGUGGUGCAGGAUAUCCUGGAGCUGGGGGUCCAGGAUAUCCAGGAGCUCCCGGAGCUGGAGGUUAUGGAGCAUUCCCUGGUCAACAGCAGGACCCACUCUAUGGAUACUUUGCUGCAGUAGCUGGUCAAGAUGGUCAGAUAGACGCUGAGGAACUUCAGCGAUGUCUUACUCAAUCUGGCAUCAGUGGCACCUACAAACCAUUCAGCAUGGAGACCUGCAGGCUAAUGAUUUCCAUGUUAGAUCGAGAUAUGUCCGGUACAAUGGGUUUUCCAGAAUUCAAAGAGCUGUGGACAGUUUUGAGUAACUGGCGGCAGAACUUUUCUACAUUUGACCGUGACAGGAGUGGAACUGUAGAGCCCCAGGAACUGCAACAAGCUAUUGGUGCCAUGGGGUACAGACUGUCUCCUCAAGGUUUGAAUGGAAUUGUAAAGCGAUAUAGCACCCAUGGGAAGAUCUCCUUUGAUGAUUAUGUAGCCUGUUGUGUAAGACUUCGUGCUCUGACAGAGGCCUUCAGAAGAAGAGAUGCUUCCCAACAAGGAGUUGUUAAUUUUGCAUAUGAUGAUUUCAUCAUGUGCACCAUGACUAUUUAACUGAAGCAGGAUUGAAAAGAAAACUGUAGUUUCCAAAAGAACGUAACCUCUUUCUGAGUGCCCAGUCUAAUAACCAGCUGCAAAGUUAUGCAAUGUUAUACAAUAUAUAUGUAAAGAGAAGUGCAUGAUCUGGAAUGAGAGUUUUUGGCUGAUUAUAUAAUGCUGCACUAUACUGCUGUGAAAUCAGUUAAUUUUUUUAAUAAUGAUGGACAUUGAUUUUUGUACUGACUUCUGCCAAAUAAUGCUUGGUUUGACAUUGAACAUUUUGCAAGCUUAUGAGCACAAAAGAUGUAACUUCCCUAAUGAAGGUAUUGAAUUCAAAUAUAUAUAUUGUACAAACCCAA
Hemiscyllium ocellatum (epaulette shark) is the source of this 1080-nucleotide messenger RNA. RefSeq names its product sorcin-like. Gene Ontology annotation, molecular function: calcium ion binding. The record is from RefSeq and is a predicted model, not a curated record. The coding region runs from base 86 to 736 and encodes 216 amino acids. Lineage: Eukaryota; Metazoa; Chordata; Chondrichthyes; Orectolobiformes; Hemiscylliidae. The transcript is spliced from 8 exons.